Molecule: messenger RNA, 4013 nt
Organism: Myiozetetes cayanensis
Lineage: Eukaryota; Metazoa; Chordata; Aves; Passeriformes; Tyrannidae
Gene: SCMH1
Product: Scm polycomb group protein homolog 1
Exons: 16
Coding region: 278-2362 (694 amino acids)
Biological process (GO): regulation of DNA-templated transcription
Cellular component (GO): nucleus
Molecular function (GO): protein binding
Source: RefSeq, a predicted model, not a curated record
CCGCCUCCCUGCGCAGCGCGAACAUGGCGGCGGCGGCGGCGAGGGACUGAGGGGCUGACGGGCUGGGGGACUGACGGACUGAGCAGCGCCAGCGCUCGGCGGCCGCGCAGGUUCUGCUAUGCCGCAGUGUUUGUACUGACUCUGCUGUCUUGGAGGAGUGAUGGGGAACUAGAGCCCAUGACAGUUCAGUGGAGCCCUUGGCACUUUUGAUAUCUCGACACCUUCAGUUCUCUAAGAGCAAGCCAGUCCCGGGAUCAGGGCAGCAGCAGGUGGUAGAAUGCGGAAACCAGGCCCUCAGAAAGCCAUAGACUGGAAAGAUGGUAAGAAGCACAAGCACAGCCGCCCGUCAGAGUCUCCCUCCCAGUACCAAGGUCACUUCACCUGGGAGAAAUACCUGAAAGAGACAUGUGCCAUCCCAGCUCCUGCCCAUUGCUUCAAGCAGUCAUACACUCCCCCUGCCAACGAGUUCAAGAUCAGCAUGAAGCUGGAGGCCCAGGACCCCCGGAACACCACGUCCACGUGCAUCGCCACCGUGGUGGGGCUGACGGGUGCACGGCUGCGCCUGCGCCUCGACGGCAGCGACAACAAGAACGACUUCUGGCGCCUGGUGGACUCUGCUGAGAUCCAGCCCAUUGGGAACUGUGAGAAGAAUGGAGGCAUGCUGCAGCCUCCCCUGGGCUUCCGGCUGAAUGCCUCCUCCUGGCCCAUGUUCCUCCUGAAGACUCUGAAUGGAGCAGAGAUGGCUCCUGUCCGGAUUUUUCACAAGGAACCACCAUCUCCAUCCCAAAACUUCUUCAAGACAGGUAUGAAGCUGGAGGCAGUGGACAGGAAGAACCCUCACUUCAUCUGCCCGGCCACCAUUGGGGAGGUGAGAGGUUCUGAGGUCCUCAUAACAUUUGAUGGCUGGAGAGGUGCCUUCGAUUACUGGUGCCGAUAUGAUUCCCGGGACAUCUUUCCCGUAGGCUGGUGCUCGCUGACUGGAGAUAAUCUGCAGCCCCCUGGUACAAAAGUUGUGAUUCCAAAGAGCCCUUUACCUGCCUCCGAAGUAAACUCGGAGAAACCUAGCAUGCACAGUAGCACAAAGACUGUUUUGGGGCAUCAACAAGGGCAAAGGCGUCGCAAAACAGGGAAGAAGCGUGGUCGAACGACCAAAGCGCUAAUCCACCACCCCAUGCCUGCACCCUCCAAGUCAGUGGAGCCUUUGAAAUUCCCCAGAAAGAGAGGCCCCAAGCCUGGCAGUAAGAGGAAACCUAGGACAUUGCUGAACCCAGCACCCACCUCUCCAACCACCAGUACCCCAGAGCCAGACACAAGCACUGUGCCCCAGGACGCUGCUACAAUCCCCAGCUCUGCCAUGCAGGCUCCCACAGUUUGCAUUUACUUGAACAAGAAUGGCAGCACUGGGCCCCACCUAGACAAGAAGAAGGUUCAGCAGCUGCCAGACCAUUUUGGACCAGCUCGAGCUUCUGUUGUCCUGCAGCAAGCAGUACAGGCCUGCAUUGACUGCGCUUAUCAUCAGAAAACAGUCUUCUCCUUCUUAAAACAAGGCCACGGGGGAGAGGUCAUCUCAGCUGUGUUUGAUCGGGAACAGCACACUCUGAACCUGCCAGCAGUAAACAGUAUCACCUACGUCCUCCGCUUCCUGGAGAAGCUGUGCCACAAUCUGCGCAGUGACAACCUCUUUGGGAACCAGCCUUUCUCUCAGAACAGCCACAUGCAGCGCUCACACGAGUACGACCACGACAGGUAUCUACCAGACAGAAGCAGUUCGUUAGACGGCUCUCUGCAGGGACCAGGCCGGGGUACAAAGCGCUAUUCCCAAGAUUCCCCUCCAUACACUGCUCCUCUCUCCCCCAAGUUACCAAAGAAUGACCGUCACCCUUUGGAAGGUGAAACCUUUGUCCUGGGAGAUGGCCUCCCAGGGCCCUUGGAGCCUCGCCUGGACCCUAUGGACUCUGCCUUGAACUCUGUCAAUUCCUCCAGCCACAGCAGGAGCUCCAGAGACUAUCACCUGCCAGGAUACAGGCACCUGCACCAACCCUCGAGCCUCAGCCAGGGCAGCAGCUCUGCCCUGCGCAGGCUUAGCUCUGGGGGGUCCGACAGGUACCUCGGCUCUCGGGACGGGCCCCGGCUGAGCAGCCGCGACCCCUCGUCCUGGACGGUGGAGGAGGUGAUGCAGUUCAUCCGCGAGUCCGACCCUCAGCUGGGCCCCCACGCGGACCUGUUCCGGAAACACGAGAUCGACGGGAAGGCCCUGCUCCUGCUGCGGAGUGACAUGAUGAUGAAGUACAUGGGGCUGAAGCUGGGGCCAGCCCUGAAGCUCACUUACCACAUCGACAAGCUAAAGCAAGGCAAGUUCUGAGAGGACACUUGACAGGACAGAUCCCGGAAGCUCCGCUCCUGGCCACCCCCACCCGCGCUCACCUGCCAACAGGUUCGCAUGCACACACCCCAUUUACACCGCGGACAGACGGACAGACGGACAGACGGACACCUCGCUGACAGCCCGGCCCUCCCCGGGAGGGAGCCUGGCACAGUUGGGCUUCACACCAGCCUCGAGCCAUGGGUGUCCUGUUGGAAGCAGAGGGUCUUUCCCAGCACUCCUCCGUGGGCUCCCGGUCCUGCUUGCCUGGGAUGGAGCAGCAGCUCUGGGCAGUGUCUGUGGGGACUGGGCACUCGCACCACCUCUCCUCCCUGUCACCUGCUCGGGGCAUGGGGGGCUGGACGGGGCUGCAGUGGGGCCGUGCCCCUGACUGGGCUCAGCCCUGCGGCACCACAGCGAGCUCGGAGCAUCGACCACCCCGUCCCUGCCUUCCACACCCGUGGGGAGCCCGCGGGCCACUCACCCCCUGAGCUCUGCCUGCCCCUGGCUUCCAGCCCAGCUCCAGCUGGGCACACCAGGCUGGGGGUGGAGGCCUCCAUAUUUAUUCCAGACUGGAAAGGCCACACGGCCUUGGCUGAGAGCGUGGAGUGAGCUGGGAGAGCCGGGGAGCGGGGCUGGGGUGCCCCUGGCAUGGGUUGGAGCUGCCUGGAUGCUGCAGGACUCGGCUGAUCCUUCUCGCCUUUUUUUUUUUAAUUUUCUCUUUUGGGAUUUUUUUUUUACUAAGGAGUUGUGUGUUUAAAGCGAUGAGAUGAUUUUUCUACCUAUGUUGAACUCGCAACUCUUGGUGAUUUUUAGCCAGAGCUGCCAAGGUUUGUCUUCCCAGGGGCACUCCUGCUCCUCUAGAGUUUUGGUCCGUCCCAGCUCAGCGUGUUGAGAGGGUUUUGGGUCUUCCCAGAGGAUCCUGGGGACCCACCCCGAUGUUGCUCUUCCUGUGAGGGCUUUGUCCUGCCCCGGGCCCCUGUUGGUCUCAGGCAGUUUAAUGUAUUUAUUUUUGAUGGCACUUGAGCAGUUCCUACGGUCCCAGACACGUUCCUGCAGCUGCAAGAGGAGUGUGGAGGCCACGGGCUGUGCCACCGCCGUGUCCCGGGGCAGCAGCUGCCAGCUCGGGGCUGCCUGUGGGGCAGGGGCUGCCUGGACCCCCGAGCGGGCUGAGCUGGGGCAGGGCUGGAGGGGCAGGCGAGGGCUGACCCUGCUGUGUCCCCACACACCCCCAGCACCGACCCACACGUGCACAGGCUGCCCCUGCAGGGACCGAAGGGCUGGGACGGGAUCUCCACUCCAAGCACUUGCUCCUCGUGCCCUCCGCUCACCCCCUGCAUCCAGAGCCGCAGCUCAGGCCCCCCCGCCAGCCUCGAGGGGCCCCCGCGGUGACCAACCCUCCAGGCUCUUGCACUGGGUCAGGUUUACCCCUAAGGGGCAAAGUUGAAAAAAAAAAAAAAAAUCCCCCAACCCCCAAAGUACUGAGAAGGCAAAAGGCUCUUUGUGACAGAGCGCAGCCUGUGCUGGGACACCCCUCGGUGUGACCCGCGCUGGUCCCGCUGCACCCGGGGCCUGGCAGGGUAAGCCAGUGCUUUCCUCUGCACUUAUUUUACCUUGAUUUGUUUAUAAAUAAAAGGAUACCAAGUUCCUC